CCUGUGCGAGGUAGGGCCCACCUCAUCGCCUUCCUACCACAGCUCAUCCCAUGUACGAGCACCUCAAUCUCCGGCUCCCUGCCUCCACAACCUCAAAUAAUACUCCCCGCCGCAGACUCUGACACGCACAUUCCCCCAUGGCAGCAUCCACGGCCUCACGCCCCUUGACGCCUUUCCUUUACCGGACCCGGCGGCGCGCGAACGCCGUGGUCAUUGUUGCCGCCGCGAGCACGCCGGACGCCGAGCCAGCGGCGGCAGCCGGGGCGGCGCAGGGGAAGAAGAAGACGGUGGACACGAGGAUACACUGGUCGGACCCGGACGAAGGCUGGGUUGGCGGCAAGGCCAAGAAGGAAGGCGACGGUGACGGCCGCCGCGGCAAGAACGAGCCGCUGGGAGGGAGGUUCGCCGACCUCAUCAACGCCGCCUCCGAGUCUCACUACCAGUUCCUGGGGAUAGCGCCGGAGGCGGACCUUGAGGAGAUCAAGGCGGCGUACCGGCGGCUGUCCAAGGAGUACCACCCAGACACGACGACGCUGCCGCUCAAGACAGCGUCGGAGAAGUUCAUCCGCCUGCGGGAGGUGUACAACGUGCUGAGCAAGGAGGAGACCCGGCGGUUCUACGACUGGACGCUGGCGCAGGAGGCCGAGAGCCGGCGGCUGCAGCAGCUCAGGUCCAGGCUCGAGGACCCUUACGAGCAGGACAUCGAGAACUACGAGUCCGUGCCGGACAUGGUCGACCGCCUCGGCGGGAGGAACAUGAAGCUCAGCGACCAGGCCAUGACCGCGCUCACCGUCGACAUCGUCAUCAUCAUCUUCUCCGUCUGCUGCAUCAUCUACGCCGUGUUCUUCAAGGAGCAGUACUGACGGUGGCGUAUCAACAGCAGCAGCAAGGUUGCGCGAGUCCACCACAUACAAAACAGUAUAGGUAAAUUAACAUACUGAUAAUACCACAAGACUGUCUUUAAGGAUGUUAUAUACAGUGUCACGAUGUAAUGUCAAAUACAAAAUGGUAGCAACAAAUAACUCAUGGUAUUGUGCCAACAAUCCUAUAUUUGUUUCCUCAUCAAACCAUAGUUCCAGUAUAGGUCUCUGAGAAAA
Molecule: messenger RNA, 1097 nt
Organism: Setaria italica (foxtail millet)
Lineage: Eukaryota; Viridiplantae; Streptophyta; Magnoliopsida; Poales; Poaceae
Product: NAD(P)H-quinone oxidoreductase subunit T, chloroplastic
Exons: 2
Coding region: 138-863 (241 amino acids)
Source: RefSeq, a predicted model, not a curated record